Mya arenaria is the source of this 3388-nucleotide messenger RNA. Its product is annotated as guanine nucleotide-binding protein subunit beta-5-like. Gene Ontology annotation, cellular component: heterotrimeric G-protein complex; cytoplasm. The transcript has 10 exons. Gene Ontology annotation, biological process: G protein-coupled dopamine receptor signaling pathway; G protein-coupled receptor signaling pathway. The coding region runs from base 7 to 1071 and encodes 354 amino acids. The record is from RefSeq and is a predicted model, not a curated record. NCBI's taxonomy places the organism in Eukaryota, Metazoa, Mollusca, Bivalvia, Myida, Myidae. Gene Ontology annotation, molecular function: protein binding; signaling receptor complex adaptor activity.
UUCAAUAUGGCGACUGAGGUGCUGAAAGUUGAAACACAGGACUCAAUUGAAGCUUUACAGCGAGAAGCAGAGGAACUGAAGAAACGAUUGGAGGAAGAAAAAGCAAAGUUGAAAGAUGUGGAAAUGUGUAAGGCAGCAGGGAAGUUGGAUAUCAUCACCAACUUCAGCAUGAAACAGCGCCGCCACCUGAAGGGCCACCAGGGCAAGGUUCUGUGCAUGGACUGGUCCACAGACAAACGCCACAUUGUCAGCUCCUCACAGGAUGGGAAAAUGCUUGUUUGGGAUGCAUUUACUACUAAUAAGGAACAUGCAGUUACCAUGCCAACAACCUGGGUCAUGGCCUGUGCUUAUGGCCCUUCUGGAACAAAGGUCGCAUGUGGUGGCCUGGACAACAAGUGUACAAUAUACCCCCUGAGUUUUGAGGAGACAGACAUAUCAAGCAAGAAAAAGGCAGUGGCCACGCACACCAGCUACCUUUCGUGUUGUUCCUUUACCAGCUCAGACAACCAGAUCCUGACAGGAAGUGGUGACAGCACCUGUGCAUUGUGGGAUGUUGAGAGCGGUCAGUUGAUUCAGAGUUUCCAUGGACAUGCAGGGGACGUCAUGAGCAUUGACCUUUCACCUUCAGAAACAGGAAACCUUUUUGUAUCUGGGGGCUGUGACAAGACUGCCAUGGUUUGGGACAUGAGGUUUGGAGAAUGUGUGCAGGUGUUUGAGGGACACGAGUCUGACAUCAACAAUGUACGCUUCUACCCGAGCGGUGAUGCCUUCGCCACUGGCUCAGAUGAUGCCACGUGUCGCCUGUUUGAUCUGAGAGCAGACAGGGAAGCCAACUGUUACAAAAUGGAGAGUAUUAUUUUUGGAUGCAACUCUGUGGAUUUCUCCAUUAGUGGGCGCCUGUUGUUUGGGGGGUACAACGACCAUACAGUGAAUGUUUGGGACGUGUUAAAGGGUAACCGUGUGACAAAAUUGUAUGCGCACGAGAACCGUGUAAGCUGCCUGGGUAUCUCCCCUGAUGGCACCGCACUCUGCACCGGCAGCUGGGAUAACACACUUAAGGUGUGGGCCUAAUUCUUGAAUGAUUGGAGUCCAGUUCUAGAGGACUACAAUCGAUGUUUAUUUGUUUUUAUCCGAAAAAGUUGGGUUGGAGAAAGCACAAUAAUGAAAAUAUAUUGAAGGAUUCCAUGAACCUACUUCAACUGUGUUUGCAAAUGAACUUAGCAUUUCAAGGUUUUGAGGGAUUGAAUGAUCAUGUCUAUUCCUCCGCACAAGAACACUAAAUGGAUUUGAAACACUUCAAUGAAACACUGACUGAUUUGGCAUUCUCUUUGUGACAUAUAUAUAAGGUGGUAUUCAUACAUAAAAGGUUUACAUUGGUUUCAGUUCAACGAUUCAAUUAAAUCAUAGCUUUAAAUAACAAUCGCAAAAACUGCACAGUUACAAACAAAACUCUUUGAAUUAUUGAAACUGACUUCUCAAAGGUGCCAUUCAGGCAGCACAAAUUGAAUGUCACUUUUGGCAAAAUGGCAUUAGGAUCAUGCUUUGUUUAACUAAUUGAAGAGCAAGUUAAUUUGCAAAUGUAGUAAAAUCAAUUAAAAUGCAGAUGAACUACUUUCCUUAAAACUUUCUGUAGUUGUGGCAAAAUUGGGACAAAUAAGUAACGAUAGCCAAAAUGUAAAUGGAAAUUUUAUGAAGUGAAUAAUCAAUAUAUCUACUUCUUUAUGUCUAACUAAACUCCACAUACUUUUAUUGUCAUUGUUAGCUCCUAAUUCUUCCACAUCAUUUAAUCUGAGAAUCUCAUGGAAAAUUGAUUAGGUUUCCUUUGCUAGUAAUUUCUGUAGGAAAGAGUUAACAAGCCGUUAUCUCAAAAGUCUUAUAAAGAAUGAUUAUAUUGUUUUAACGGACUUAAAACCCAUAAAGAUGUACUGUAUAUUACACCUUGACAAAUGAUGGAAAUGUUUUUAAAAAAGCAGAAUGGUUUACAAGUAAUUUCUGUAAUAGGGUUCCAGAUGUUGUUUGCUAUAUUGACCAUAAAUAGGAUAUCAUUAUUGACUUGAAUUAAUGGAUUUUCAAGUGAAGCUUCUGGUACUGUUGGUUGAAGCCUACAUUGAUGAAGAUAUUUUCGCACGGAGGACAUGUAUGAAUUGUUGAGUAACCUAUUAACAGAUCUCUCGGGACCAUUUCCAAAUGCUGUUAAUAAUGUUCAUUGUCAGGAUAUUUAAUGGUACAUUUUAAACUUAUAAUGAUGUGCAAUAGAUUCCCUAUGUUCAUGUACUUUUGUAUGUUUUGUUACGUAUAUGAUGACUUAGUUUCUGCAUGUUGUUAUUUUUUUACUUUAACUUUUCCAAAGAUAAAAAGUUGCCGUCAUCUGCCUUUUAUCUUCGUAAAUGUGGUUGGAAGGUUGUAGAUGAGCUGGUCUGAUCUGAUUGCUAUUUGGACGCAUUAGAGAGUUUUUGAUAUGGUAUAUUUUACUUCCGAAUUCAUUUGCUUCUCUCAUUUUUUAAAGACCUGUAAUGAACAUGUUCAUAAGAAUAUAACUUGUUUGAGAAGUUUAUUGGUUACAAUCUAAAACGAGUAAAAUAUGUCAAAUGUGUAAACGUUCAUAAUUUUCCUAUAAGCUUAUUUCAGUAGCCUAAUUAUUCUAUAUCAGUAAAAGAAAUCCUACAGUCUGCCAUAUAUUUUUAGAAACCGCCUGGUUACCCUAAAGAGGGAGACAUUUUAGUUUUUUUUAGGCCUCGAUUUUUUCAUAGUUUCCAGAUAUCUUUCUGUUAUUCUGUUCUGUAUUCCUAGAUGCUCAGAUAUGUAGAAGCUGUGAACCGAAACAAAGAUACACCAAUUUAAAUUAUAUUAUUAUCCAGUUUUCUGCCUUGUCCCCUAAACAGUGCAACUUGGAUUUAUUAUGAAAUUUGUAUUUUUGAAUUCCAAACUAUACCCAUGUGCAAUAGUUCGUUAUAGACACUGUGUUCAUUGUUCACUUGUUAUUGCUCUUGGACAGCAGCAGCUUUACAUGUCGAUCAUGUCAUUUGUUUACUUCUAGAUUAUUUUUGAAAUGUACACAAACAUUUUACCAUUAUGCACAUAAAUCAAAUGAAGAAAUUUAAAAUCACUUGGUCAGUCUUUUGCACGUAAUGGAAUUAUUAAAAAACGAUUUGGGUACCAUCUUUAGUGUUUACAUUUAUCAUAUUGUUAUGUUAUUGUAUUAUGAUUUACAUUCUUUUAUUGCUGUUAUCUUUUGUAUAUGUAUAUUUUUCUUAACACUGCAUUUACAUGUAAAUUGUUUCAAAUUCUAGUCAUAUUGUUUCCUGAACUACAAUGUAUGUUUUAAACUAGUCUCUUGUGUAACCUUUUUCAUAGAUUUAUAGUAUCAAAUAAAAAAGAGAACAGUUAA